AUGGUCGAAUCUAAUCAAGCUAUUCCGUCGCUCGCUGCGCUAUGUGUGGCGCGUCUGGCCAAUGGCGCCUCUCAGCGCGCACUACUUAAAAUUCUACGUCGAUUACCUGAGGAGCUGGUACAGACGUUGCUAUCGGACAUGAAAAUUUUCAAGAAGCUGACAGAUGAUCGUCUUGCCGCAUUCUUUAUGAUUUCGCGUCGGGUACUGAACCUCUCGGGCUGCUUUUCUGUGCGCAACUCAAUUUUGCGCCAGAUUCCCUUUCGCUGCCCGGAGCUGCGCUGCUUAAAUCUAUCGAGUUGUCCUCAGAUCACUAACACAGUGAUCCGUGCGGUGCUUCAAGGUUGUUCGAAUUUGCAGACGCUCCAGCUCGAUGGGUGUCGCCAUAUUACAGACGCUGCAUUUCAACCGGAUCAUUCACCAUUUUACGCGUUACAUGCGUGCACUUCGUUGAAGGUUGUGAGUUUCGCGCGUUGCUCACAAUUAACAAAGGACCUCGUUCUAUUUCUCGUAAAAGCAUGUCGAUCUCUUACCGACAUAAAUUUUUCACGCUGCAAGCGAAUUAAUGAUGAUGCAAUUCAUUUGCUGCUUCGCUCGGCAACUGAUUUGCAACGUGUGAAUCUGUCCUUCAUAAAUAUUUCUGACAAAGCGUUCACGACAGAGCCAUCUGACCAGCGCAAUGGAUUCUACACAAAACACUGCCCGCAUCUAGAAGAAUUGAAGCUUAGUUGCUGCAGCGAAAUCACCGAUGUGGGCGUCGAGGCACUUAUGCGUUCUUGCACGCGCCUUCGUCGGUUGGACCUGACGAAUUGUGCAUGGCUUACUGACCGGGGUGUGGCUAUGAUUGGAACCUACGGUCAUCAGCUCAGACGAUUGAAUAUGUCGUGGUGCAUGAACAUUACUGAUAAGAGUGUCGUUGAUAUUGCUCGCGGCUGCAAUCACCUGCAGGAAGUGGUAUUGGUGUGGUGCACGCAACUUACCGGUGCUACGAUAGAUGCUUUCUUACCGGAUGACGAAUCGACUUCCGACCGGUCUAAAGGUGUCAAACUCAACUUAUGUGGUUGCAAAGGGAUUAGCCGCGCACACAUAGAUAAGGCUCGCAGCAAGGGGCUAGAGAUUAAAUUCUUAAUUAAAUUCUUCCCACGUGGCGGUUUAGUUGACGUUUUCAAUCGCACCAUGACGCUGCGGCGCUUUGAUAUUAACGUUAAGGGUGUGGAAGGCAUCCAAGAGCGCACAAUUGGUGGAGGCGUGGUGACGUUGUUGAGCUGUGCAUUUGCUAUCUUCUUGAUGCUGUCUGAGUUCUCCGUCUGGUGGAGCGUGGACGUCAUACACCACAUGCACGUGGAUACUGAACCACAAGACCUCCCUAUCAAUAUCGAAGUUGACGUCUCAUUUCUUCAUGAAAACUGCCAAGAGGUGGCGAUGGAUGUAAGCGAUUCGAAGGGACGUAAAGCGAUUCUUAUUUCAAAGAACAUCGAGGAAGAGCCGUAUGGAGAAAACGGCUGCAGACUACACGGCACAGUUCAGGUGCAGAAGGUGGCAGGCGAGUUGUCUUUCGCACACAAAGGCUCACUUACUGUCUUUUCCUUCCUUGAUUUUCUAAACUUUAAUUCAUCCCAUGUCGUCAACCACUUGCGCUUCGGCCCGCAAAUUCCCGACAUGGAGACGCCUCUCAUUGAUGUCAGCAAGAUUUUGACCAUGAACUUGGCAACAUACAAGUACUUUGUCAGCAUCGUGCCUAGUCGCUACGUUUAUUUAAACGGUCGGUCGGUAACAACAUUCCAGUAUUCAGUGACAGAGCACGAGACGGGCUCGAGAGGCACAAACGGUCAAAUGUCAUUUCCUGGCGUAAUUUUCUCUACAAGCGCUAUCGUGGGUGGUGUCUUCGCAGUCGCUCGUAUGAUCGACGGCGCAAUCUACAGCAUCUCUAAGAAGAUCGAUUGA
Messenger RNA from Plasmopara halstedii, 1941 nucleotides. Its product is annotated as F-box protein containing LRR. Bases 1 to 1941 code for a protein of 646 amino acids. The record is from RefSeq and is a predicted model, not a curated record. NCBI's taxonomy places the organism in Eukaryota, Oomycota, Peronosporomycetes, Peronosporales, Peronosporaceae. The transcript has 10 exons. Gene Ontology annotation, molecular function: protein binding. Gene Ontology annotation, cellular component: endoplasmic reticulum; COPII-coated ER to Golgi transport vesicle.